This is a messenger RNA of Pectinophora gossypiella (pink bollworm), 7284 nucleotides long. RefSeq names its product voltage-dependent calcium channel subunit alpha-2/delta-3 (gene stol). The transcript is spliced from 26 exons. The coding region runs from base 151 to 3744 and encodes 1197 amino acids. Gene Ontology annotation, cellular component: voltage-gated calcium channel complex. NCBI's taxonomy places the organism in Eukaryota, Metazoa, Arthropoda, Insecta, Lepidoptera, Gelechiidae. Gene Ontology annotation, molecular function: voltage-gated calcium channel activity. The record is from RefSeq and is a predicted model, not a curated record.
GCUCCACGCUCUAUCCUCGCCCUGGGGCCGGCCGCACGACUCGGCUCCGAUAACCUGUCUCGAUGACUCAUGCAACGUGCGCCCUUCGCUGACAUUGUCGGAGUGUAGUGGAGGUGUUGUGGCAGUGAGUGCAGUGAUGUGGGAGUGAGUAUGGCGCGCUCGAGCCCGCUGCCGCUGCUGGCGCCGCUGCUGCUGGCGGCCGCGCUAGCCAACCAGCUCGAGGACAUCCCCCACAACGAAGUCAAAAACUGGGCGUUGAAAUUCGGCGUGGACUUAUGGGAGUUCGGGCGGCACUUCACGAAGAUGAACCAGAUACAAAACAAAUACCACGAGUACAACGUGGAGGUGGUGAGGAAGGACGGACUGCUGCUGGUACGCGAGCUGGCGGCCGAGGUCAAGAACCACAUGGACUUCAAGAUCAACGCCGUUAUGCGGAUCAUGGACUCGGCCGAAGCAGCAGCACUGUCGGCCAGCGGUAGUGACGGCUCCCCCGGGUCGUACUACGACGCACGGUGGCUGAACGUUCAUGCGGACGACGGAUCGCUAGCCGCGCGCGCACGUCGGCUCGUGCUCGUCCCCAGCCGGCACUUCGACCAUAUAGCUGUUAACACCAGCUACAGCGCCGUGUUGAUGCCGCCGCAUAUUAACGUUGAAGAUCCAGAGGUAGAGAACCAGAUAGCGUGGUCCGAGCACCUGGACCCACUGUUUGUGAAUAACUACGAGAUCGACGCUACGCUCUCGUGGCAGUACUACGCUUCUUCUUCCGGCUUCAUGAGGCGGUAUCCAGCAAUGUCGUGGCCACCAGAAGACGGGUACUCACACCACGCCAGAGACUUCUACGACUUCAGGUCUUCCAAUUGGUUCGUGGAAGCCGCAACCUCUCCCAAAGACCUGGUUAUUCUGCUCGACGAUUCAGAUGACCUCGGAUCUUCAUACUGGCGACUGGCCAAGGCAACAGUAUCGGGGAUACUGGAUACUCUUGGUCCAAAUGACUUUGUCAACGUGUACCGAUACAGCGACACUGUUUCUGAAGUCCAUCAGUGUUACACGAAGAUAUUGGCUCAGGCUGUGCCAGAAACGAUCCGAGAACUGAAGACGUCACUGUGGUCAGCGGAAGCCACUGGCGGUGCUGCCAACCUGACCGGAGCUCUCACCGCAGCAUUUGAAAUAUUACAUCGUUAUAAUCGCACCGGUCAAGGUUGCCAAUGCAACCAGGCCAUCGCAGUGGUCGGCGCCGGUGGCGGCGCAGGCGGCGUCAAGAGCGUGUUCCGCACGUGGAAUUGGCCGCACAUGCCCGUGCGCAUCUUCACGUACCGAGUGGGCGGCGACGCCACCGCUGGACAUAAUAUGAAGGAUAUGGCCUGUACUAAUAAAGGUUUCCACGUGUCAAUAAACGAGCAUGCGGAGAUCAGGUCGAAGGUGCUUCACUUUGUGGAGGUGCUGGCGCGGCCGAUGGUCAUGUACCAGAACAUGCAUCCUGUGCACUGGAGCCCCGUCUAUGUCGGUGGCAGGAGUAGCAGCUUGGCUGAUGAUGGUAUGGGUCAGCUGAUGACGUCAGUCACCGUGCCCAUCUUCGACAGGAGAAACCACACGCAAAGGGAAGCGAACUUACUCGGUGUGGUCGGAACAGAUGUCCCUGUCGAUCAAAUAAAGAAGCUCGUACCACCAUAUAAGUUGGGAGUAAACGGUUAUUCGUUCAUGGUGGAUAACAACGGGCAUGUGUUAUAUCAUCCAGACUUGAGACCAUUGCACACAAACGAGGAAUACACAGAGACGCUGCGUCCACUAUACUCCAGCGUGGAUGUGACUGACGUGGAACUCCUCGUGGACUCUGACGAGAACACCAAAGUCAACCUUACCUCAUUGCUGCUUGAUCUAAGACACGACAUGAUAGAGCAGCGAGAGGGCGAGACAGAGAUAGCCGUGAAAGUGCAAUACGACAACAUGCGGAGAGUCGCCACCAGGCGGCAAAGAUAUUUCUAUAGCCCGGUGGACGGAACACCGUUCUCUUUAGCCGCAGUUUUACCGGAUGGAUACGGCAUGUAUGAACUACAAGCAGAGCAAGAGGUUAAACAUAGCAAUAUCAAUGUCACGGAAUACUUCAAAGGCGAUAACUGGAAAGUUCACCCAGAUUGGGUAUACUGCGAGUACGCGUCCACAUCGGAGCAGUCGUUCAAUUCCCCAGAGGAACAGCUAGUCCACUUCCUGUCCCGCGCCGGGCGUCCAGGUUGGAAGUGGAUGUCACUCCGCCCGCGAGCGCUGAUGCUGCAUAACGCACACAAGAAGCAGGAGCGAGACUCCUAUUAUUGUGACAAAACUUUAGUGCAAUCUCUCAUCCGGGACGCAAUGGUAAUCAAAGAAUUGGACGCUCACACUGGACACGCUAGCCACCACAACCAGCAAGGGCGGUUCCACAAGUUCGUAGUGACGCAGUCUUUCAUCGCGACACGCAGCGGUCUGCUCAAGUGGACCGAACAUACCAACAGCUCCCGAACCUCCGAGACCGCUGAACCGCAUUUCAGCGAAAAAUACGCUAAAGCAUUCGACUCGGAGUGGUACCGUCGUGCUGUAGAGCAUCACUCAAUAGAACCAGAGAGCUUCGUCUUCUCGGUACCGUUCAGGGAUGGCAAUGAAGCUGAAGACCUGAGCGGUAGACCACCGUUGGUUCUGGCUACUCAUGCGGUUUUCGUGGAGUCAAGGGGACAUAGAGCUCCAGCUGCGGUUGUCGGCCUACAUUUCCAGCUGGAUUCACUGGCUAAACACUUCCUGAACGUUACUUCAACUUGUACAGCUGGCACUAGCUGCAAAAAGACUUGUGCGGGCGACGAAUUGGACUGCUACAUCCUCGAUGACAACGGUUUCAUCAUCCUCUCAGAAGACGUGUCACAAACAGGCCGCUUCUUCGGUCAAGUGGAUGGAACCAUCAUGGAUUCCUUGGUCCAAGAUCGGAUAUACAAGAAAGUCACAGUACAUGAUCACCAAGGCAGGUGUCCGGAUUCCAGGAAUCCCUUCAGUGGCGAUGGAAAUAAGCUAACGCCUUUGAAGCCCAUCUCUUGGCUUGGAGGAUACCUUACCAGCCUAUUAGCUGUAUGGUUCCCGCUAUGGGAAUCCGUACGAGCGCGGCCACGACCAUUCGCUGACGAAGACAGUGAUUAUGAAGACUACGAAAGCGAGGACCUUGAUAGUGACGAUAUCGAACGGGACCGGGGCACAUAUGAGAUCAUUAUUGAUGGAAUGGGGGCCACAGAGGAUAAGGGCCACGCGCCGCCGGUACCCAUACCAGGGGGAGGGGGCUCUGGGCCCCCGCGCGAGCCCCCCCGUGAAGCCGCCAGGUCCGCUGCAGUGAGACCCUGCGACACCAGCGCGGAACUUUUCACACUACAGUCCACGAGGUUAAACGCAGCGCAGCCGUUGAAAGGGAAACUGACUAACUGCCAUAAUUCGGGAUGCGAGAGACCGUUUAGCGUGCAGAAGAUCCCGCACAGCAAUCUGAUCCUUCUAGUGGUAGACACACUAUGCCCGUGCGGCGCCAAGCGGCUGGACGUGCGGCCGCGCGAGGCGCCGCCGCGGCACGCCUGCCGCCGACACCCUGCGCACGCGCACCGACGACGGCCCCGACACUGCGUCUCAUACCAUCCUGAGGAAAUCGAAAUCCAAUCCUGCGGGCGCGGUGACCGGAUUCGAUCGCUACACGGCCUGUCGGCAGUCAUCGUACUCCAGGUGUGGCUGUCACUCGCCACGUGACUGCCGCAAUCAUAAACUACAACACCAACUAAAACCCCAGCAUUCCUGGUGUAAAACGUCGCCUUUGAAGCUUUUUGGACGUUGCAAAGUUAGUAUUCAGUUUAAAAUGGUAAUAUAAAUGGUGUUCAUAAAGAAAGCUUCGUCCGGCGGGCGUUCGUGUGUUCAAGAGUCGUGUGUGUGGCAAACGUUCGUAUGGUGUGAUGAGGAACUGAACUCGCUGGAUCGCUAGCGUUGCUAUAUGCUCGUAAAGCCCAGAGUUCCAGACACAAUAGUUAAACAAUGGGAUUUUGAAAGGACAUUGGGCCUUACGACCAUAUAGCACUAACGUGCGCGCAUCCCAGCGGCAAUCCGGGUGUAGUUCUCGUCUAUGAAGAGGUUAAAGUUUUGAUCAAUUUUUACCGACUGAAGUUUUGGUCCGACCAAGUGAACUUUUGAUCUUGUUUUGAGACAGGAUUAUCUAUUCGAAUUAGGAUACGAUUAUAAUAAAAAAAGUACUUCCCCUCUGUUAAGUUGAUCACUUUCAUAUUGUAACUAUAAUGCAGAUGCAUACAGUAAAUAGGUAGGUAACGAAUAUCUUGUUAAAUUUAAUUGAAGAUUAUCACAAACUUGGAGAUCUUAUAAAUUAUAGCUAAUGUUAAUAGGUAUUGAAAGGUAAUUAUUGUAAAAUAAUAAAUAUCGUUUGAAACUGUUUUAGAAAAAUUUACCUAUGUUGAACCUAACUCGUUUUGUUUCUUGACAUCUGUCGUUCAAUUAAUCGCAAACUUAUUGACUAGUUGCAUAGUUGAUGUAAAUAUAUCUAGUGUUUUAUUUGUAGAUGUUUAUUUGCUGACUUUGUGUGUGCCUGUCUAAUUGUAUGUAUAAGGUCGUAUCGUUGAGACUGUGUCGCGGCAUCUUCUAUAUUUAAGACUAUGGUGCACGAAGACAUUGUGUCGACCUCAUUGCUGCCUGUACUUGUACACGGAAGGGCCUGGUAAUUUAUUGUGUGUUGCCGUGUUGUUAAUAUAAGGGCAAUAACCCCGGUCGACCUGCGUCCGAGUGCGUGGUACUUGGGACAAUACUCGCUAGCUUAGUGUUCAGGCGGCGGCGGCACAGUCCCUCGGGCCUUCUCAUUCGUCUAGUUGUUAGAUUUUCUCGCCUAAUCUUCGAAUAAUGUUGUAUUGGAGAAACUAAAUGGUUUCCCUAUUUUUAUUGUACAUAUUUUACUAACUUGGCCUAUUACGAUAUAAGGCGUGUGUUGCUGAUGUUUGAAUCGUUCGUUCGACUUCUACUGUCGUUCAUGUUAUCGAUCUGACAGCAAUUAGUUCGCAUAUCAUUUACAAUUGUUUGAAACAGUAAUUAAUAAUACACAUCCUACUCGUAUCUCUCAUACGUAAGUUUUAAACAUUCGCAAUGUACGAUAAUAAGCAUAUUUAAUAACUCGUUUGUACCUAUCCUAAAUGUGAAUGUUGCAUAGGAAUAAAAUUCAGAUCCAUUAACCUAACAUUAAUAGGGUUUUAUAAUUCAUAUCGAUUAGUCCUAUUUACACUUCGCUUGCUGUUGUCCACUCUCAGAUAAACUGUGUAAAUUAUAAUUUCUUAUAGAUGUCUAAAAUUUACAUUAAAUAGGUUUUUAGACAAGUACCAGUGUGUAUAAAGUUCUUAUUUGUUGAUAUAUUGUACGUAACUGUUUAGAUGACGCACCACUUAUCUUGCGUGCGGUACAGUAAGCAAUUAUAUAUGAUAUCUACGCACAAUAUCAGAGUUUAAAUUUAAUGUACAAUAUAUUUAUUAUAUCGCUAAUAUUAACAGUACAAAAAUCAAUUACACAGCUAUCAUAAUCAUAUCACACAUUGAGUGCCAAACUACAGUAUUUGUUUCGCAAAUCAGAUAUUGCCAUACGAUGGCUUGUACAGGACAAUGGCAAGCUUAUAAUACAAUUUAUAUAAAAGCGGAUUGAUCACAGUAAUCGCAAGUUUUCAAUAGCAAUACAUGUUAAGAAUUAUCAAAAUGUAGGCAGUGUACACAAGUACAGGUAUUAUGGAACGGACAAUAUUUUAAGAGAUAUUUUUUGCUAGUUCUUCUAGAAUUGUAUACGUUUUACGAACGAGGAGGUACAUUUAAAGCACAUUUUAUAUCGUCUAUACCAGUCCUGAGGAAGCGAACUCUUAUUUUAACAUUAGAAGCCACACACGACAACGUCGCUUGAAAAAUCAAACGUCUUUUUGUACGUGCAAGGGUUAUCCCGAAGAUGUCAACAAUUUCCACUAACUUGGCUAAAAAUUAAUCUACCAAAAAAGUAGGAGGCGAUCUAGUGUCAAAAUAGAGAAAGACUGCCUGGGAUUACUGUAAUCAAUACGCGCAUAUCAUCGGAUACACAUAAUCAUACUAACGUACCUAACGCAAUACUGUAAACAGAUGGAGGACGCUUUUGAGAAUUGUACAUUUUGUAUAAAUAAUACAGUAAGGAGUCGAUAUAAUGGCGUAGUUUGUUUUAAAGGUGAGUGGCGGACGACUGGUAACGUAUUGAAAGUGCUUCUCGUAAGCGUAGAGUCUUCCAUAGCAGUCGAACGCGGGAUGUUUACUGUAACGUCUAAGUAUUAAACGAUAAUAAUAGUGUAUACUUAUCAUAGCAUAGGCUGGGGCGUCUCGGACGGUGUGCAGACCGUUUACGUGCACUUCGCGGGGUUUAGCUGUACGUAACGAUAGACACAAGACAAAUACCUCGUUUAUUUACGCAAACGUAAUAGCUAGACAGAUUUAGUGUUUGUUUCGCGUUGAUUUCUCGGACAUAUCAAUUCAGGCACCAAAUGAGACUAUAGCGUAAGCGUUUUUGAAUAUUUUCGAUUGUAAUAGUUUCGUGUAACGAUGUAAGUCGGUUAGUUUAUGUGGGGUGCUGUCAGCUAUGGUGUACGGUGUGGGGCGGGCAGGCGUGUAGUUUACUGAAUUUUGGGAAUUACUAAAUGGUAGAGAAUAAAACACGUUAGCAAUACCCAAAGUUGAGUAAGACACAAAGCUGCCUGUCUUGGUGUUAAGGGGAGUGUUGUUAGUGAUUUUAUAAAUUGUUAGAUAUCUUUCAAAAGCAAAUGUUGUUUAACUUUUGUAAAGUACGCUAAACAAUUGUGUAGUGGACAAUAACGGUGGCGGACACUUCAAUGAACUAACCGAACAAUAAAUUUGUACGUGCAAUAAGUUUGUGUAAGGAAGAACAGUGAUCUUAAACUUUGCCACUUUUACUACAAUGUACGGUUUUCUAUAAAAUGUAAGGCUAUUUUGGUUAAAUCUCACUGUCAUCCCUCGUUAAAGCUUUUAGAAGUAAAUUAUUCGAAAUUUUUACAAGUUAAACCAAAUUUUCGGUGAGCAAAUUUCGAUGUCACUGUUUGUAAUAUGAAAAUUAUUUUUCUUAUACUUAGUUAAAGUCAUAGUUGUAUCGUAUUGGGCACGGCCGACUCGGAACAUGGUUCUCUAGUGUAAUUCUAGUCAAAUACUGUUCUUUUUGUUACUUGCCAGUUCAUGCUAUAGAUAUACCGUAAUUAAAACAAUAAAGUUCUCUUAUAACAUUGUG